GCAAGUGGUGAUGAAUUCAGGCUGGAGCCCUGUUCUCGCGCUGUUCUUCAAUUUUUUCUUUGAGACAGUGUUAUGAGGCUGAGACAGGAUGACUGCCCUCUUGUUUUAGAAAAUCAUGUUCCUAAAAUUCAGUGUUAGGCAGACUUCGUAGUGCAUGUGUCCGCGGCCGGUUUUGUGGCGGUCCUUAUUGUUAAGAACAGCACCGGUUUCUUUGCCAAAAUUCACUUUGUGACUUCCUAGAAGUACUCUUUGACAGCCCAAACUCGUGGGUUCUCAGAUGUAAGAAAAUUACUACAUAUCAUACAAAUUUGGAUGACCAAAAUUCAAUGCAAAGUGAUUGUAUAAUGGAUUAUCAGCAUAGUAGAGGAGACAGCUAAGUUUGAGAAAGUGAAGUAGGAACUAGAAACGACAGAGCCAAAAGGAAACUGAAUAGUUAAUCGUGGAGGAGGAGAAAACCUAGCUGAGUACUUUGACUAGAGGCAGCUGGGAAAGUGACGUCCUGCAGCAUUUGCUGUUCUAGAAAGUACAGAGACACGUAGUGAAAAUGGGAGGAUCCAGAAGGAGGCCGGCUCCUGUGUAGUGUAUAUUUAUCUAAUCGUUGUACUGCUAAGACUGGGGACGCUGUUUUCUUUUACAAAGGGAAAUCUAAGUUGAUUGCAAGGCUUUCGAAAUGGGGAAAGACUAUUAUUGCAUUUUGGGAAUUGAAAAAGGAGCUUCAGAUGACGAUAUUAAGAAGGCUUACCGAAAACAAGCCCUCAAAUUUCAUCCGGACAAGAACAAAUCUCCUCAGGCAGAAGAAAAAUUUAAAGAGGUCGCAGAAGCUUAUGAAGUGUUGAGUGAUCCUAAAAAGAGAGAAAUCUAUGAUCAGUAUGGGGAGGAAGGGCUUAAAGGAGGAGCGGGAGGUACUGAUGGACAAGGAGGUACCUUCCGAUACACAUUUCAUGGAGAUCCUCAUGCCACAUUUGCUGCAUUUUUCGGCGGUUCCAAUCCCUUUGAAAUUUUCUUUGGAAGACGGAUGGGUGGUGGUAGAGAUUCUGAAGAAAUGGAAAUAGAUGGAGAUCCUUUUAGUGCCUUUGGAUUCAGCAUGAAUGGUUAUCCGAGAGACAGAAAUUCUGUGGGGCCAUCCCGCCUCAAGCAAGAUCCUCCAGUUAUUCGUGAACUCAGAGUAUCUCUUGAAGAAAUAUACAGUGGUUGUACCAAACGGAUGAAGAUUUCUCGAAAAAGAUUGAACCCUGAUGGAAGGAGUUACAGAUCUGAGGACAAAAUUCUCACCAUUGAGAUUAAAAAAGGGUGGAAAGAAGGCACCAAAAUUACUUUUCCAAGAGAAGGAGAUGAAACACCAAAUAGUAUUCCAGCAGACAUUGUUUUCAUUAUUAAAGACAAAGAGCACCCCAAAUUUAAAAGAGAUGGAUCAAACAUAAUUUAUACUGCUAAAGUUAGUUUACGGGAGGCAUUAUGUGGCUGCUCAAUUAAUGUUCCAACAAUGGAUGGAAGAACCAUCCCUAUGUCAAUAAAUGAUAUUGUGAAACCUGGAAUGAGGAGAAGAAUUAUAGGAUAUGGGCUGCCGUUUCCAAAAAAUCCUGACCAGCGUGGUGAUCUUCUAAUAGAAUUUGAUGUGUCCUUCCCCGAUACUAUAUCCUCAUCAUCCAAAGAAGUACUUAGGAAACAUCUUCCUGCCUCAUAGAAUGAAGAACUUUGUUACCCACAUUUUGAUAAGGCACUGAAAAUAUAAAAGGACUGGCAGUUUACUGAUGUAGGUGUGAAUUCUGUAUAAAGAUGUGCAAAUUCUUUUGAGGGCUCAUUUCAUUGCAGUGCAUGAAUAGAGAUGGGUCAAAUAAAUAGGGCAAAAGGAUUUUUACAGUUGGUGAUGAGGAGAAAACUGCUCGCUCCAUUUUAUUUCAUUUCUCCCAAAUCAGAAAUGUUUAGUCUUUUACUUACAAGUAAAAGUCUUUGUGAAGUUGUUAGAUAUAUUUCUAAUAAAGUACUAGACUAUCCAAGUACUUUAUUCCUUACAUUGUUGAGUGAUUAUUUGAUAAGCUCCCAUUUAUGAUGGAAAUUAAAAUUCUUAACUAAGCAAUAUAUACAAUAUGUAUUUCUAGAAGAGAUUAAAAACCCACUCAAUUGGGCAUGUGGUUAUUUAAACCACCUGAAGUGCUGCUAUGGGGCUGUUACUUGUAAAAGAAUAUCCUGAUGCAUAUGUUUCAACAUUUUGGUUUUAAAGUAUGCUAUGCCAUUUCUUCUGUCAUCAUACUGUUCUUAAAACAGACCUUUAUUUCAUAAAAAAAAUUUAAUCGCAGUUUAUCUCUUGUGAAAAUCCUAAUUGCCCAAAUUACUGAUAUUUUAGAAAUAGGCUCUUUAUAAAAUGCCAUAUGUAAUUUGAUGCAAGUUAACUAUAUAUCUUGGACUUAAUAACUUAUAGGUUCAUUUUGUUGUUCACUAGUUUAAAAUAAAUUUGUUUAAUAAUAAAUGUGUUUUUAGAGGAUAUGCUGUUUCUUGGAAUUAAUUUUCUAGUUACACAGUAUUCUAUAGCUUAUUCAUGAUAAACUACAUGUACCUUAUAUAAUUUCUCUAAAAAGAAUAAACAACCACUAUAGUUUUCACCAAAAUAUGGGGAAUAGAAACACUAACUGCUGCUUAUGGAUAAUGUUGCAACUACUUGUUAUGCCUAAGAUAUUUUACUUUUUCAUAUGUAUAGAUUGCAUUUCUUAGGUGUUUUAAUUUUUUAAAUAUACUCACAUUUAAAAAGUA
Ochotona princeps (American pika) is the source of this 2748-nucleotide messenger RNA. RefSeq names its product DnaJ heat shock protein family (Hsp40) member B4 (gene DNAJB4). Bases 671 to 1684 code for a protein of 337 amino acids. The record is from RefSeq and is a predicted model, not a curated record. Gene Ontology annotation, cellular component: cytosol. Gene Ontology annotation, molecular function: protein-folding chaperone binding. Lineage: Eukaryota; Metazoa; Chordata; Mammalia; Lagomorpha; Ochotonidae. The transcript has 6 exons.